Molecule: messenger RNA, 1155 nt
Organism: Lactuca virosa
Lineage: Eukaryota; Viridiplantae; Streptophyta; Magnoliopsida; Asterales; Asteraceae
Source: the annotation of a GenBank genome assembly
UAUUCAGCUGAUCGACACUCUUUUCUUCUGCAAUGGAGGUAGAUAUAUCAGAGGUCUUAAGGGUACUCGAUUCUUCACUUUCUCGAACUAACUGGCGUCUCAGAGCUUCAUCAAAGCGUCGUCUUGAGACAGAUAUCCUGGCAUUAUGCAGUGGAAUGAGACCAGUAAUAAUGAUAGAUUAUGGUGGAAAGAUGCCUGAAUUGAGAGAAAGACUAUGUGCAUUUCUAAAGCUCAACAAAGAGGAGUCUUCUAUCUUUGAAAACUUGAGAGUCAUGGUUAUUGAAGAUAUGAUAUAUCUAAUACAUGUCAAAGCGAUUGCAGAUUUUAUCAAAUUAACAAUAAACAAAGAUGUCAAACUGCAUUUUGUUGACCUUGAACACGAUCCACCAAAGAUGAUACCCGAGGUUGAAACAAGUUCUAUAGGAGCACAAUUUAUAUCACUUCAGAAGCUGUUUUCAUCAGUCUUUUCUACUGAUGUAAUAACAAAUGAUGUUUCUGACUUCAUUGAUCUCACUCAUUUUAUGCAAGAUACAGUCAUCACUUUGCCAACUCUAAAUGGGUGGCUUCUUGGUUACCCAGUGGUGUAUAUUUUUGGGAAGGAUCAUAUAGAAGAUGCUGUAUAUAAUCUUUCCACCAAAUCACUACAUCUUUUUAACAUUUUUGUCCAAAGGAACAAUAGCUCCAGUAAAAAACCUUCUGAAGAAGAAUUAAUGAGUUUUUCUGUACCUUAUGAUCUGAGCAUAGAUGGGGAUAAUGAAGUGUGGGCAGAGGUGUUCCUUGUAGGCAUGAGGGCAAAAUGGGAAGAAUGUAAAAAUGUUUGGGGGUCAUUGAGAAUGGAAGUUAGUGCUACUUAUCCACAAGCAAUUGCAUUGUAAUAACUAUUUUCAGUUGAUAUAGUUGUAUGUAUGUUGUCCAAAGACCAAAGGGCAAAAUAGUCAUUUACACUUUUGAAGAUGUUUUGGUUUGGUGAGUCAACAUUGGGAUGCAACAUAGAGAUAGUACAAACAUAGAGAACAAGAAUUGAUGACUCGUGUUAUAUAAUUUUUAUUCAACAAUUCGGGUUGUGUGUUGAUUAUUUAAUAUUGUAAUUGGGAGUAGUUGAAUUUGUUUGGAUUUUCUUUAUUUUUUGGAGAACUUAAUGUAUUAUAUACGGAU